This is a messenger RNA of Symphalangus syndactylus (siamang), 2609 nucleotides long. RefSeq lists its product as uncharacterized. Gene Ontology annotation, molecular function: nucleic acid binding. Gene Ontology annotation, biological process: DNA integration. The record is from RefSeq and is a predicted model, not a curated record. Lineage: Eukaryota; Metazoa; Chordata; Mammalia; Primates; Hylobatidae.
CCCACCAGGCCAGAGGACAUAUCCCUGGUAGCGACUGGCAACUUGACUUUACCCACAUGCCCCCAGUCAAGAAAUUCAAAUUCCUCCUAGUCUUACUGGACACGUUCUCUGGGUGGGUCGAAGCUUUCCCCACCACCAACAAGCAAGCCACUACAGUCGCCUCACUCCUCCUCACCGAAAUUAUCCCACAGUUUGGAAUACCCUCCUCCUUCCAGUCAGACAAUGGCCCAGAAUUUGUCUCCCAGAUCUCACAACACAUUGCGACAGCCCUAAACAUCCCCUGGCACUUCCAUAUUCCCUAUCAUCCUCAAUCUUCAGGCAAGGUAGAGCAUACUAACCGCUCCCUUAAAGAAACUCUCACUAAACUCUCUCUCGAACUACAUCUAGACUGGACUAAACUUUUACCCUUAGGCCUCUUUAAGCUGCGAGCACUCCCAAAAAAAACCCUCUCUAAUCUCCCCUUUCGAGAUCAUGUACGGCCGCCCUCCUCUUCCUCCAGGUAUCACCCCAUCUUCCAGUCCUCUCCCCUCCGACAUUCACCUUCCCCUCCUUACCUUUAUCUGGUCACAAUUAUGGAAGCAGCAAGAUCUCAUACUCCCGGAUACGUCCAACCCUCACCCCCCCUUCCCUCUAUCCCCAGGCCAAUGGGUUUACUAUUGUCUCCCCCAGCCUUCCCACACCCCUCAACUAACUCCAAAAUGGACGGGGCCUCUCCAGGUUGAAACCAGCCGCAGGUCCAGACAGCCCAAGAACCAGGACCUCCGCCUCACACUACGUCUCUACCCCUAUACCUAACCAACCCUUAAAAAUCCGCAUUUCCAAGCAUCUCUGGCGACAUCUCUCAAGCCGCCGAAGACCUCCUCCAGCAGCUAGACUCCUCCUCCGUUUCCAUCUCAGUACAGCAGUCCUGGCUCUUACUUCUACAGGAAGGAAUCCAACUGUUAAACGCCUCUAAUAUCUCUCCCUCCAACUGCUUCCUAUGUGCCAGCCUCAAUAAACUACCACUUAUUGCUGUUCUUGUCACCCUCCCAAACACUACCAACACUUCUGAUCAUUCACCACCCCCCAACACCCCCUUAAUAUCCGGUGUUCCCCUCUUCAAUACGUCCCAGGCCGUUACCUGCUACACAGACUCCUCUGAAUCCUUUUCCUUCUGCAAUACCUCCACCUCCUACCCUAACUCUUCCGCCCCCAAUGGAUACUUCUUCUGGUGUAACCACACUCUUUACAAAACAAUCAAUUCCUCCAUCAAUACCACCUGCUUCCCCAUCACACUUCUGCCACAACUUACCCUCCUCUCCCUUUCUGAAGGGACCACCGCCUUCAACCUUAACCACCCUCCCAUAAAUCAGGCCCUAAGAAGAAGAUGGGCUGUCUUUAUACCUGCCAUCCUUGGCCUCUCCCUUGCAACCUCCCUUCUAGGCUCCGCUCUAGGGGCCACCUCCCUCGGAUACGGAGUCUCGCAGGUUAAUGAAUUAAAGAUACACCUAGAAUCCACUAUUGAACAAACUGCGCAGUCACUAGCCGCCCUGCAACGACAAAUCACCUCUUUAGCCAGAGUAGUCCUCCAAAACCGCAGAGCCCUAGACCUCCUGACAGCUGAAAAAGGAGGCACAUGCGUUUUCCUCCAAGAAAGCUGUUGUUACUUUAUUAAUGAGUCCCAGGUUGUUGAGACUAACAUAAAAAAUCUUAAUGACAUAAGAGAAAAACUCCUCGAAACGAAUACAGGCUUCUCACUUUGGGACACUCUAAAAAUGCCUCUUUUAGCUUGGGUCCUAUCAUUUCUUGGACCCCUCCUAGGAAUAGCGGCCUUUUGCACCCUCCUCCCCUGCCUAAUAAAGUUCAUGCAACAACGAAUCUCCUCCUUAUCUAACCAGACUUUUAACCAGCUUCUCAUCAGGCACUACCAACUCCUAGCAACCGAAGAAGAUGACCAGGACUCACCUACCCAUGGCCUCUGCCUCCAGGACCUGUAAUUUCUUAGAUUUCCUCCAGGCCUUCCAAGAAGAUACGUGGCUCAUAGCAGAUCCCUCCCUGCCAUAUGGAUGGCUUGCGUCCAUAGAUGACCUCUACUUACAAGGGACAUCUUUAGACUUCACACCCCGGGAAGUGUUCACCUUCAGCGCUGUCUUCCUUGGCCUCCUGCUAUUGCUCUGCCCCUACAGUCCUCCAAUAUCCCUUCCCAAGAUGCCCCCGUUCAGCAGGAAGUAGCCAGAUGAACAGCGACGCCCACCUCCCCACUUCUUAAAAAACAAAAAAGGGAGGAAUGUUAGGUAACUAGAGCAUGCUAAUGGCACUGAUUCCGGGUUCUUCUUCCUCAAUGCAAGCCCGCCAAAGGAAAAACCAAUCAGAGAGAGGUGUUUUUUCCUGCCUUGCUCUAAGCCCCACCCCAACCAAUCACAAACAUCCACGCAGCCCUCCUGGGCAUAAAAGAAGUAAACUCCCCACCGCUCUCUGUCUCCUGCCCAGCCCAGCCUGCUGCCUCCAAUAAAGAUCUCUUGGCCGAGCCAGUGUGCCGUGGUCUUAAGUCUGAGCGUCACUCUUUCAGACCCCUGCUAUUCCCAGUGAUGCUGCGAACUGGGGUUCAAAGUGGGGUGGUCUGGUGAGGC